Messenger RNA from Petromyzon marinus (sea lamprey), 4251 nucleotides. Its product is annotated as solute carrier organic anion transporter family member 1C1-like. Gene Ontology annotation, cellular component: basolateral plasma membrane. Lineage: Eukaryota; Metazoa; Chordata; Hyperoartia; Petromyzontiformes; Petromyzontidae. Gene Ontology annotation, biological process: sodium-independent organic anion transport; transmembrane transport. The record is from RefSeq and is a predicted model, not a curated record. Gene Ontology annotation, molecular function: protein binding.
CCACCGUGGCAGCCCGAACCAAACCGGCAGCAUUUUUGUUUCAGUGUCUCGAGUUAAUUAACUUAGGUGGCAGGAUCGUGAGAGGUGGCGACGGCUUGGGGGGGGAGGGAGGGGCUUCAUCCAGCAGUGGAUUGUGGAAGCGCGUGUUGUCUCCUUACGUGUUUUUGCCAUGUGUGUUUAUCAAUGGGACACCCUGGUCACCCGUACAAUCGAGACGUCCCGUCAAGCGAGUCGUAUUUUUUUCCCAAUUAGACACUGUUACCGGCCGCUGAUGAUUCCGAUAAGAUUGUUUAAGACAUUUCCACAGCUUAAGAGCAUUCUGGACGCGGGGGUUGUUUGUGUGGUGGCGGAGGCGACAUCAAACCUGUCCAAGCACAGCUCCCUACUGUUCCGUAAUCACAGUUGCCGCAGUUACCGAGUGAGCGAGAAAUAAAUAUAGCAGAGCCGCCUUUGUCUCCCCGAGGACCUCGCUCCCCCCCCUCUCCCCUCCCCUAAGUGCCACCUCCGAGUCAGGUUUCACACGCGAGAGAGACGCGGCCGGCAGCAGCACAGGCGAAGGUGAGCGACUGAGACUUCGGCGGCGGAGACGUACAAAGACCAAAGAUCACGCGGCAUACAGACGACAACAAAGAUGGAUCAGACUCUUCCUGCCCCUCCGGUCAGGCGACCUCGGUUUGCCAACAUCAAGGUCUUCCUGCUCUGCCUGUCGCUGCUCUUCUUCUCCAAGGCGAUGUCCGGCAGCUACAUGAAGAGCUCCAUCACCUCCAUCGAGCGCCACUUCGACCUGCCGAGCUCCGUGGCCGGGAUCAUCGACGGCGGCUUUGAGAUGGGCAAUCUGCUGGUGAUCACGGCUGUGAGCUACUUUGGGGCGCGCUUCCAUCGUCCUCGCAUCAUCGCAGCCGGAGCGACCCUCAUGGGGCUGGGCACCCUGCUCAUAGCCCUGCCGCACUUCCUCAUGGGCAGAUACGACUACCAGAGUCACCUGUACGGGGAGGGGCCUCAGUGGAUGUGCGUGCCACGUGGCGAGCAGCCCAGCCUUUCGCAGGAGCCCACAUCAGCGGAGCCGGCAUCGGGCAGUGGUGGGGAAGGCUGCCAGCACAAGGCGCAGUCGUCACUCUGGGUGCUCAUUCUCGUGGGGAACGCGCUCAGAGGCAUCGGGGAGUCGCCCAUCACUCCCCUGGGCAUCUCCUUCCUGGACGACCACGCGCGCGCUGACAACUCCGCCUUCUACCUGGGAUGCGUAAUGACCGUGGGGCUCAUCGGUCCUGCAGUCGGCUUCCUGGUUGGAUCCGUCUGCACGAAGCUGUUCGUGGACGUGGGGUUCGUCAACAUGGAGGAGGUGACCAUCAAUCCGCAGGACUCCCGCUGGGUGGGGGCCUGGUGGCUGGGCUUCCUGAUCGCCGGGGGCAUCACGCUGCUCACCGCGCUCCCGCUCUGGUUCUUCCCGGCCUCUGUGCCCCACGAGGAGGAGUUGGCAACGGCGGCAGCGGUGGUGGCGACGGUGGUAGACGGGUGCGGAGACCUGGACGCUCUGAGCGCGGGAGAGAGAGCUCGUGAAGCAUCCGGCAAGGAAGAGGGCGCGCACUCUGCCAACAAUGAGCAAAAGAUGGUCAUUAAUACAAGGGGACUUGACAUUGUCGGUCACAUUGCUAAAGCAGAACUUGCUGAAAGGAAUACUGUACAAGAUUCAGCCAAAAAUAAACACAAAGCUAGUACUGAGCUUGGCAGCCGGCACACUGAAAACACGGAGGCAAGCUUGCAUCUCACUCCGGAAACAAUCAGAUCUCUGGCUAAAGACUUCCUGCCGUCCCUGCGCUGCCUGAUGGCGAACCCCGUGUACGUGUGCAUGCUCAUCAACUACGUGAUGCUCAUGAACGCCUUCAUGGGCUUCUUCACGUUCAAGGCCAAGUACCUCGAGGAACAGUUUGGCGAGACGGCUUCACGCAGCAACCUCAUUAUAGGCGCGGUGAGCCUGCCCAUUGUGGCCAUCGGCAUAUUCCUGGGCGGCCUCGUGUGCAAGCGCGCCAAGCCGUCCCUGCUGAGCCUGGCCCUGCUCGUCCUCGCGAUGGAGUUCCCGGGAUUCCUCCUCACGCUGCCGUACUUCUUCAUCGGAUGCGGAGGGGCGCGCGUCGCCGGCGUUACCGUCCCGUAUGAUGGCGGUGCAGUGCUGCCGGGCGGGUCGCUGCUGGCUCCGUGCAACGCGCACUGCGCGUGCUCCUCGGGCGCGUGGGACCCGGUGUGCGGCGCGGACGGCGUCACCUACGCGUCGCCCUGCCUCGCCGGGUGCUCCGUCAUGCGGGGCAGCGGCAGGGACACGGUUUACCAGGAGUGCGCUUGCAUUGGAGCCGGUGACGCGCACAAUUCCUCAGCCUUGUUGGAGCAGUGCCCUCGGGAAGACGACUGCCACAGGAAGUUCAUCCUCUUCAUGCUCAGCUCCUCCGUGGCCGCGUUCUUCAACGCCUUGGCCUUCACGCCGAGCUACACUUUCUUCAUACGAGGCAUCAGAAAAGACCUGACUUCCUUCGCUCUGGGGAUACAGACCCUCAUUACCCGAGUGUUGGCUGGGAUCCCUGCACCGAUUGUUUUUGGUGCUGCCAUCGACUCCACGUGCCUCAAGUCAUCAUCAGGCCCGGCGUGCCAGGGCGAGGGCUCGUGCCACGUGUACGACGUCAAUGAGUACAGGAGGAAGCAGGUCGCGCUAAUGACUGGGUUUCUGGGCACUUCGCUGCUCUUCACGGUCCUGGUUGUUGUGCUGAUCUGGAAGGACGAGAAGAAAGCCCCGAGGCAAGGUGGGGCAGAGGUCAGGGCUGAGACUCACGGUGCCACUUCGUCCGAGUUCCUGAAGCUGCCCUGCAUCAGGACCACAGGAGACCAGGAGUGCCUCGUCUCAACGGUCACAUCGGGCCUGCAGGGCUCAGGGCUUGAUCACGGGGAACGGAGUAUGAGGCUUCCUAAUGCCGGUGGUGAGGGCUUAUUGCUGUAAGGCAGAAAACAUCAAUAGUCAUGUGACAGCAAGGUAAUCAAUGGGCAUCUCUUGGUUCAAAAACAAAAACUGUAGCUCUGAAAUAUGGCCCGAUUGGUGUGUGGCCAGAUGGCCCUCUCACUGAAAAAUAAUUUCCAAAUUUACGGAAAAAUUAUUUGGCCAUUUUUUUUACAAAUCUCUACAAAAUUGCCAUUCGCCAACACUCACAUUCGGCCAAUGGAUUUUAAUCGUGUUUUUCGUGUAUGUAUGAGGGCAGUAUACACUCAUUAUAAAGCACACACGUAGAAUGUAAUGGGAUAAUGUCACAAAAUGGAGUUAAUCCAAGGAUAUGUCAUUACUUAAUUUUAACACAAACAAGUGGGGAAAAUAGAUACAAGUGGGAUAAGAGCAAAAUAUUGUAUGUUUUUACAGAAACUUGUCACUUGUGCUUCCUAGUGGUGCCCGAUGGAGUGAAGAGCAUGGUUGGAAGGUCGUAGCGGCUGAACCAGCAUGCUUUCUCAUCACGAUCUUCAUGUGUUGGCUGCUAGUAUUAGAUAUUGGUCUUUAACACAUAUCCUGUGUUCCUGGUUCCUGUCUGAUCGUGCAACUGUCAGUACAGGUAUAUCUCGAUUUACGAACGUUAGUUUUACUGGACAUCUGUGAAAAAAAUAGCUUAAUGGCUCAUCAGAUUUCUCCAGGAUAAAUUCAGAUUCUGAAAUUUCGCAUUAAUGCAAUUGACAAAUUAUGGACACUUUCGAUGAAUGAAAUAAAAAAAUAUAUAUUUUUGCGUGAACGAAAUUUCAUACGGCACACACCAUGAGAUCAAACAAGAAGCACCGGGGAGAAGGCUGCGUCAUCUCAUCCGCGACAGCGUCACGGCAUCCCCGCAGUGCAACAGUAACGCCUCCACAUCACUCUUCCAGUCAUCUCAAACGUGCGGCAGAUCUUUUUGGCAGGUUGCCUCGGAAAAGGUUAAUUCAUUUUGUUUUGAAUUAUUCAAUCGUUUUAAUAUUUGUGUUUUGUUUAUUACGAAAAGUGAUAUAGGUGAAACGCAUAUCCCUAAUUUUUGUGUAAAAUUAAUGGGAGCACCCGAUUUCCGAAAAAUUAUUUUUACACCGAGUUUUUGCAGAACGCAUCCCUUUCAUAAACCAUGGGCUACCUGGAACUUAAUUUUAAGUUCCCCUUUGUGAGAAUUGACGAUUUAAGAGUCGAUCUUAGGAUGAAUUAUAUUUCACAGAGUUGUUUAUCACCCUGUUCUGUCAAUUGUGCAAUAAACCUCCUGAAUAGUA